CACACACACACACACUGAUCACUGAGGAGCCGAGCUGCUUUGCCUGAAAACAACAGCCCCAAUGCUCCAGCUCUGCAGGCUCACACCACCGGACACCUACCAAAUGAAAUCAGGACGAGUGUAUUCCCGCAAACUUUGGUUUGUCCCUCGGAGCUUUAUUCCCGUCUGCAGCCCGGAGCACCUGGACUCCCCGCGGGACUCGGUGGAGGAAUAAGGCUGGUCGUCGCAGCAGCAGAGCGCUAACACACCGGCUGGGCUGAGCACCAUGAGUAGGAAGACACGGCGCUGGAUUUUCCAUUUUUUCCUGUGCCUUGGAGUAGUGUAUCUGAAAAUCGGGGGUCUGUCGUCGGUGGUUGCACUGGGAGCGAGCAUCAUCUGCAACAAAAUCCCCGGCUUGGCCCCCCGACAGCGGACUAUCUGUCAGAGCCGACCCGACGCGAUCAUAGUGAUCGGAGAGGGAGUUCAGAUGGGGAUCAAUGAGUGUCAGUUUCAGUUCAGACACGGACGCUGGAACUGCUCGGCCCUGGGAGAGAGGACCGUGUUCGGGAAAGAGCUCAGAGUGGGCAGUAAGGAGGCAGCGUUCACCUAUGCUAUCAUCGCUGCUGGGGUCGCCCAUGCAGUCACCGCGGCCUGCACCCAGGGGAGCCUGAGCGGCUGUGGCUGCGACAAGGAGAAACAGGGUUUCUACAACCAGGAGGAGGGCUGGAAGUGGGGCGGCUGCUCUGCGGACGUUCACUACGGCCUGGGCUUCUCUAAGGUGUUUGUGGACGCGCGGGAGAUCAAGCAGAAUGCCAGGACCCUCAUGAAUCUACACAACAAUGAAGUGGGACGCAAGGUCCUGGAGAAGGGCAUGCGCCUGGAGUGCAAGUGUCACGGCGUGUCGGGAUCCUGCACAACCAAGACAUGCUGGACGACGCUCCCCAAGUUCCGUCAGCUGGGAUACAUGCUCAAGGACAAAUACGACCAGGCCGUGCACGUGGAGCCGGUGCGAGCCAGCCGCAACAAGCGCCCUACCUUCCUAAAGAUCAAGAAACCCCACUCCUACCGCAAGCCCAUGGACACGGAGCUGGUCUACAUCGAGAGGUCGCCCAACUACUGCGAGGCCGACCCUUUGACCGGCAGCAUGGGAACACAAGGUCGCCUGUGCAACAAAACGGCUCAGCAGCCCAACAGCUGUGACCUGAUGUGUUGUGGUCGAGGAUAUAACACGCACCAAUACUCACGCGUUUGGCAGUGCAACUGCAAGUUCCUGUGGUGCUGCUACGUCAAAUGCAACACCUGCAGUGAGAGGACAGAGGUGUAUACUUGUAAAUAGAAAUAUUUAUUGGACAUGUAUUAAGACGCACAGCUAGACCGGACUGCGCGUGUGUGUGUGUGCACGUGUGUGCGUUGUUAAUAUAUUUCAGAAAAAGACUGGCUGCGGAGCAACUACCUUGCUGGUAUUACAACAAUCACGACAACCGGUUUCUGCAACGUGUGUUGAUUAUACUGAUGCCAAUGGACAUCUGCCAUAACACUGGACGCAACCUAUGGGCUUAGAAAUUGUAUUUUUAUUUUUUAAUUUGAAUGCCAUUUCAUGCCCCAGGCUUGACUCUGCAGGCCAUACUGGUCUACUGGCACGACUCACCUCCAAACAGUGAUUUAUUUUCUAGACUAAUAAUUUAUUCAAUGAGAAAACUACUGAUGAUUUUGAAAACUCACUGUUGACUAAAUCUGGUAAGGUCUUAAGUUGGUGUAGGCAUUUUAGUAAACAAAUAUUCAAGUGCACUUACGCAAAGAGAAAUGUUCUUUUUCUUUAACAAGACAACUCACACACUGGAGCUGAAAACUGAAACGACACAAACUGAACUCGACUGAAUGACAUAUUUGGGACCAUGCAGCCUAUGUGCAUUAAGCCUCGCAGAAGAAUAUUAAACUACUGAUCCUGGGCUUGGUAUGAUAGUAUUGUUUUCUACUUGUUUCUGUUCCCUCUGCCCUACAGUUUGCUGCUAGUUGUCUGGAAAGUUAUGGAGUUUGUGACUGAGCAGCCAUAUUGACGGUUCAAGCUAAGUUGACACCACCAGAAGCAAACGCGAGCUUCCAGACAUAAAUCCCCCUAAUGUUGGUUGAUAGAAUAUAUUUUGUAAGAGAUUAUUUUUAUAUAAUAUUUUUUUUAUUUAUUUUCUAUCUCUAUGUAAGAUAUUUUUCCCUUAGCAUUUCAAACUGUUCAGUUAAUGAGUUUACUGAAAGGAGAUGACCCACUGAAACACUGUUUUAAAAAUGUGCCUUGUUUCUCUGCAGCAGAAUAUAAUGUUAUACAGAAAUAUGCCUAUUGUGAUUUGUAAUACGUGUCAGGAAACAUUAUCUCACCUUGCCUUACUACCUAUCGAGAGCCACAGUCCUGACGUCACUUCCAGGUUAGCUGCUAUUCCACAAAAGUUAGUUUGUAUGACUCAGUGCCAUCGGUUGUACAGGGUUU
Morone saxatilis (striped sea-bass) is the source of this 2458-nucleotide messenger RNA. RefSeq names its product wingless-type MMTV integration site family, member 7Aa (gene wnt7aa). Gene Ontology annotation, molecular function: cytokine activity; frizzled binding. Gene Ontology annotation, cellular component: extracellular region. Lineage: Eukaryota; Metazoa; Chordata; Actinopteri; Moronidae. Bases 266 to 1315 code for a protein of 349 amino acids. Gene Ontology annotation, biological process: canonical Wnt signaling pathway; positive regulation of JNK cascade; cell fate commitment. The transcript is spliced from 4 exons. The record is from RefSeq and is a predicted model, not a curated record.